Staurois parvus is the source of this 290-nucleotide messenger RNA. The record is from the annotation of a GenBank genome assembly. Lineage: Eukaryota; Metazoa; Chordata; Amphibia; Anura; Ranidae.
GACUGUAUAUAUACAAAUAUAUAUGUGAUUUUGCAUUUCUGGGUAGAGGGUGCAGCACAAAGCAAUGUGCUGACACAGUGAAACACACAAACAGUAAAACAGCACACAGUUAACCCUUUGAUCGCCCCAGAUGUUAACCCCUUCAUGCCCAGCGUCAUUAGUACAGUGUCAGUGCUUUUUAUUAGCACUGAUCACUGUAUUAGUGUCACUGGGGAUGUCAGUGACAGUCAGUUCCCACCCAGUGUCAGAAUGCCUGCCGCAGUCCCGAUAGUCCCACUAUAAGUCGCUGA